AUGCAGAAAGAACUUUUUCAAAUCCUGGCACUUUCUGGUUUAUUGACUCUGGCAUUUUUUGUUGGGUUUUUUCUUUACAGCAAAGAUGACACUUUUUUUGUUAACUUGUAUCAUGAAGCAGAAAGAAAUCACUCACUUGUCUUGAUGGCAGAAGAACGCAUACAAGAACUGGUGAAAAUGAAGAUUGACCAAAUGCUGAUACACAGACAAAACCCUACCAACAAGCCUUUGGUACCUUGCCCUGACAAACCUCCAAAUCUUGUGGGUCCUUUCAAAGUGGAUUAUGAUUUUACACGAACAAUGGAUGAGGUGAAAAAGAAGAUUGAUGUUCCUCUACAGAAGGGAGGACGUUAUAAGCCACCAGACUGUAUCUCACGACACAAGGUGGCAGUCAUCAUCCCAUUUCGAAAUCGACAUGAGCACCUGAAGCAGUGGCUUUAUUUUGUCCAUCCUAUAUUGAUACGACAGCAGUUGGACUACGGUAUUUAUGUUAUCAACCAAUAUGGAGAUGGAGUGUUCAACCGGGCUAAACUGAUGAAUGUAGGCUAUGCUGAGGCAUUGAAGCAAUAUGACUAUAAGUGCUUUGUCUUCUCUGACGUUGACUUGAUUCCUCUUGAUGAUCGCAACAUUUAUCGAUGUUUUGACAAUCCCAGACACUUGUCUGUUGCUGUGGACAAAUUUAACUAUAGGUUACCAUAUAAUACCAUCUUUGGAGGGGUUGCAGCAUUGUCCAAGAGCCAAUUCUUGAAGAUUAAUGGCUUUCCAAACAGUUACUGGGGCUGGGGUGGCGAAGAUGACGAUGUCUAUAAACGAAUUAUCUACCAUGGGAUGUCCCUUUCCAGGCCUGACAUGACAACUGGAAGGUACAAAAUGAUAAAACAUGUAAGAGACAAGCACAAUAAUCCUAAUCCAAAGAAUGCUCUUAAACUGCAGCAGACCAGGUGGACCAUGGAUAAAGAUGGACUUAAUUCCCUCAAAUACACAGUCAAGGAGAUUGUGAAGGAGCCACUGUACACUUUCGUCACUGUGGAUAUUGAAGCUCCGCCAGGCUGA
Scomber scombrus (Atlantic mackerel) is the source of this 1053-nucleotide messenger RNA. RefSeq names its product beta-1,4-galactosyltransferase 1-like. Lineage: Eukaryota; Metazoa; Chordata; Actinopteri; Scombriformes; Scombridae. Gene Ontology annotation, molecular function: beta-N-acetylglucosaminylglycopeptide beta-1,4-galactosyltransferase activity; cytoskeletal protein binding. Bases 1 to 1053 code for a protein of 350 amino acids. Gene Ontology annotation, biological process: carbohydrate metabolic process; protein N-linked glycosylation. The record is from RefSeq and is a predicted model, not a curated record. The transcript is spliced from 2 exons.